AAUCGAGAUCGAUUACUAUCGCUGAUACCUAGAGAUCCUCAGACGGGAACGGUGCUCUCUGCGGGCAGUAUCGUGCACGAGCUUGGUACUUGUAGGCCUUGUGUAUUCGCUGGUAAUGCGGAGAGGCCCUGCGUGUACGGUAUGGAGUGCCUCUUCUGCCAUUUCCAUCAUGAUAUCCGUAAAAGAUCAAGGCUGAAUCGUAAGUCAUGCUCAUGCUGUGGAACUACAAAAGAUCACACUAGAUCAUCUAUUGGAUGGGG
Messenger RNA from Perkinsus marinus ATCC 50983, 260 nucleotides. RefSeq lists its product as hypothetical. The record is from RefSeq and is a predicted model, not a curated record. The annotation marks the transcript as partial. Lineage: Eukaryota; Perkinsozoa; Perkinsida; Perkinsidae. The transcript is spliced from 2 exons.